Molecule: messenger RNA, 393 nt
Organism: Penicillium maclennaniae
Lineage: Eukaryota; Fungi; Ascomycota; Eurotiomycetes; Eurotiales; Aspergillaceae
Exons: 2
Coding region: 1-393 (130 amino acids)
Biological process (GO): proteolysis
Molecular function (GO): peptidase activity
Source: RefSeq, a predicted model, not a curated record
AUGGAGAGCGCGGAUGUGAACAAGCUGGUGUUCGACCACAUCAAGGCCGAGUUCGCCAAGUUGAACAGCAAGAACACCCUAGAUGUGUGGCUCCAGCAUGAUGGCAAGUGGUGGGUUGCCAGUCCCAAGCACUGGAACUUUACUGCCGCCAGCAAGGCCGUGGAACAGGUCUUCGGUGUUGAGCCCGAUAUGACCCGUGAGGGUGGAAGCAUUCCUGUUACAUUGACUUUCGAGCAAGCCACCGGCAAGAACGUCCUGCUGCUUCCUAUGGGCAGCUCUACCGAUGCCGCUCACUCCAUCAACGAGAAGUUGGAUCGGAGGAACUACAUCGAGGGAACUAAGCUGUUGGGUGCUUACCUCCACUACGUUGCUGAGGAGCCCACCUCGGCCUAA